AUCGAGCAUAAGUACAAUCGGGCCGACGGGUAUGAUAAACCCAUCAUUAGCCCGAAAGCCAACCCACGGGUCAAGCCUCGGCUCCAUCCGUGCCGACUCCAAACGGUAGGCCGUACGCGCAGGAAAUCUCAGACUUCUGGACCCCAACUACCGUUCUCACCGCCCGCAAUUCAGCUUCUCCUCCUCUCUGGUCCACUGAGAACCACAGUAAUAUAAACCACAAAAAAGCGAUUACCGAAAGCUCUCUCCCCGUUCUCAGAAACAUCUCUUCCCGGCUCCAUUUUAGAAACUAAAUUUUCGAUCCAAUUCUUGGGUGGAGUCAAUACCUGAAAUGGCCGAGCCGAUUCAGCGAUUGAAAUCCGGGUUUGAAUGCUUCAAGAAAGAAAUCUACGAGAAGAAUCCGGAGACGUUUCGCCAAUUGGCUGAAAGCCAGAGUCCUAAGUAUUUGAUCUUUGCGUGUGCGGACUCGCGUGUGUGCCCGUCAGUACUAUUCGGCUUUCAGCCAGGAGAAGCCUUCAUCAUUCGUAGCAUUGCCAAUAUAAUACCUCCAUAUGAUAAGAUAAGAUACUCAGGCACUGGCGCUGCAAUCGAAUUUCCCGUUGUCUAUCUCAAGGUGAAGAAUAUCGUCGUUAUCGGUCACAGUCGUUGUGGAGGUAUUAGGGCAUUGCUCUCUGCUAAGGAUGAUGGCACACUUAGCACUGACUUCAUUGAGGACUGGGUGAAAACAGCCUAUCCAGCAAAAGAAAUAAUAAAAAAAGCUCAUUCUGAUCUGUCCUUCGAAGAACAAUGCACGAAGUGCGAGAAGGAGGCUGUUAAAGUCUAUCUCGAGAACUUGAAGACGUAUCCUUUUGUCAAAGAAGGCUUGGAGAAGAACACUCUCUCUUUAUUUGGAGGGUACUAUGACUUUGUUAAUGGCAGUUUUGAGACUUGGGAUGCCUAAAACCAUUGCUUGGUGCUUCCUCACCACCCCCUCCCUACAUCUUCAAGUGUUAUAUUAUCUUUAUUAUUUGUGUGCAUUUUAAUAAAUUUCUUCUCUUGUGCAUUUGAAUUAUGUAAUGACCCUUAAUUUCCUCUCUAAAAUAUAUAUAUUCUCAUCCUUUAGUGGUGGUAUUGUACAGAACACUAUUUCCAUGUAUAAUGCAGAUUGCUUUACUUUUCUUU
Messenger RNA from Phalaenopsis equestris, 1161 nucleotides. RefSeq names its product beta carbonic anhydrase 2, chloroplastic-like. The record is from RefSeq and is a predicted model, not a curated record. Bases 332 to 940 code for a protein of 202 amino acids. The transcript has 8 exons. Gene Ontology annotation, biological process: carbon utilization. Gene Ontology annotation, molecular function: zinc ion binding; carbonate dehydratase activity. NCBI's taxonomy places the organism in Eukaryota, Viridiplantae, Streptophyta, Magnoliopsida, Asparagales, Orchidaceae.